GGUACCUCAAGAAACGGGCGGCUCUGCUGGGCAUUAGCAGUACACAGCACAACGCACCUGCACUUGCACUUUGAUCGUCAACAACCUCGCCAGGUCCCGCUCCUAUUUUUCCCUCCCCUUUCACCAAACCCAUAGGGACAAGGUGAAAAAAAAAUUCCUCUCACUACCCUUCGACUCACUCACUCUUACACUCUCACACACACUCCUCUGUCUGUUGUUGUUGCGUCCAGCUUUUCUUUCCGGUACGCCCUCUAAUUCUCUCCAGACAAGACCUCGUCUUUUUAAUACAAUACGGACUCCAGGGCGAUCCUACCUCUCUCUACCCACCGGUCGCUUUUUCUCUCUCACAAACCCUAUCCUCUCUUCCUUCCUCUCUCUUUCUCUCUCAUACACACCACUCUCGACCUCUCACUCGCUGCCGACUGCCGACGGACCCCCCCCUGGCACCCGUCUUACUGCGCCAACUUUGAACCCGUCGUCUAGACCGCCAUCGCCGCACAAGCAACCGCAACCGCCCACCCCGCGUCUUCCACCCCUCUGGCCUACUGCUGCUUUGACCUCAGGUGCAGUGUGCCUCGAACCCUUCCCUCCCACCUGACACGUGCAACCUGCCAACGAGCCCCCCCCUUCCGAACAACACCUCCAAACAUCGGCACUGGCUCAGCCUUACCUUCUUCAUACCACCACAUUUUGAGCGGCAAACAUGUCGAGCUCAGAGAUCAACCAGGUUUUGGCCAAUUCGCUGUCGCCUGACGCGAACUUGCGCAACGCUGCCGAGCAGCAACUCACACAAGCCGCCGACAACAACUUUCCCCUAUACCUCGCAACCCUCGUCCAAGAGCUUGCAAACGACAGCGCAGAUGGCUCCAUCCGUGCCGCCGCUGGUCUCGCUCUCAAGAACGCCUUCACCGCCCGUGACUUCGCCCGCCACCAGGAGCUUCAGGCAAAAUGGCUCCAGCAGACUGAUGACGAGACCAAGACCCGGGUCAAGGACCUGACACUUCAGACCCUCUCCUCAUCCAACGCCCAGGCCGGCCAGGCUGCCGCCCAGGUCAUCUCCUCUAUCGCAUCCAUCGAGCUGCCGAGAGGCCAGUGGCAGGACCUUAUGGGCACUCUCGUCAAGAACGUCAGCGAGGGUGGCGAGCACCAGAAGCAGGCCUCGUUGACCACGAUCGGUUACAUUUGCGAGAGCCAAGAUCCGGACCUGCGGACCGCCCUCAUCACCCACUCCAACGCCAUCUUGACCGCCGUCGUCCAGGGUGCACGCAAGGAGGAAACGAGCCUCGAGGUUCGCCUGGCCGCCAUCACGGCCCUCGGUGACUCCCUCGAGUUCGUCGGUAACAACUUCAAGCACGAGGGCGAGCGCAACUACAUCAUGCAGGUCGUCUGCGAGGCCACACAGGCCGAUGACUCCCGGAUACAGCAGGGCGCCUUCGGAUGCCUCAACCGCAUCAUGGGUCUCUACUACGACAACAUGCGCUUCUACAUGGAGAAGGCCUUGUUCGGCCUGACCAUUUUGGGCAUGAAGUCCUCGGACGAGGACGUUGCUAAGCUGGCCGUUGAGUUCUGGAGCACCGUCUGCGAGGAGGAGAUCGGUAUUGAGGACGACAACACUCAGGUUGAGAGCGCCGACCAGAUGCGACCCUUCUACAACUUCGCUCGUGUGGCUGCCAACGAGGUUGUACCCGUUCUCCUUCUGCUCCUUACGAAGCAGGACGAGGAUGCCGCCGAUGACGAGUACAACCUGGCCCGUGCCGCCUACCAGUGUCUCGCUCUCUACGCCCAGGCUAUUGGUGCCGCUAUCAUUAGCCCCGUCCUCCAGUUUGUUGAGGGCAACCUGCGUGCCGAAGACUGGCACCACCGUGAUGCCGCCGUUUCUGCGUUUGGCGCCAUCAUGGACGGCCCCGAUGAGAAGGUCCUCGACCCCAUCGUUAAGCAGGCUCUUCCUAUCCUGAUCGGCAUGAUGGACGACAGCUCCUUGCACGUCAAGGACUCGACCGCCUAUGCCCUUGGUCGCAUCACCGAGAGCGUGUCCGACAGCAUUGAUCCCAACCAGCACCUGGACCCUCUCAUCCGAUCCCUAUUCAACGGCUUGAUGAGCAACGCCAAGAUAGCAUCAUCGUGCUGCUGGGCGCUCAUGAACUUGGCUGAGCGCUUCUCCGGCGACCUCAGCGACGCCCAGAACCCUCUGACCCCCCACUUCAACCAGAGCGUCACCAACUUGCUCGCCCUGACGGCCCGCCCCGAUUGCGACUCCUACGUCCGUACCGCCGCCUACGAAGUCCUCAAUGUCUUUGUCCAGAACGCCGCCAGCGAGAGCAUGGCGCCCAUCGCUUCCUUGUCCGGCGUCAUCAUUGAGCGUCUCGAGGGCACCGUCCCGAUGCAGAGCCAGGUUGUCAGUGUCGAGGACAGAAUCAUGCUGGAGGAGAUGCAGACCAGCCUGUGCACAGUGCUUCAGGCCAUUAUCCAGAGACUGGACAAGGAGAUCAUCCCCCAGGGCGACCGCAUCAUGCAGACUCUUCUCCAGAUCCUCAGCACCGUCGGCAGCAAGUCCAGCGUGCCCGACGGCGUUUUCGCCACCAUCAGCGCCCUUGCCAACGCCAUGGAAGAGGACUUCUCCAAGUACAUGGAGGCAUUCACCCCCUUCUUGUACAACGCCCUCUCCAACCAGGAAGAGCCCAGCUUGUGCUCCAUGGCCAUCGGUCUCGUUAGUGACCUGACCCGAUCCCUUGGCGAGCGCAGCCAGCCGUACUGCGACAACUUCAUGAACCAUCUGCUGCACAACCUCAAGAGCACCGCCCUGAGCAACCAGUUCAAGCCGGCCAUCCUGCAGUGCUUCGGUGACAUUGCUGGCGCCAUUGGCGGCCACUUCGAGACGUACCUGUCCGUCAUUGCUCAAGUUUUGCAGCAGGCCGCGACCGUGAACGCCGGUCCCGAGGGCCCGUACGAGAUGUACGACUACGUCAUCUCUCUUCGCGAGGGAAUCAUGGACGCCUGGGGUGGCAUUAUUGGUGCUAUGAAGUCCGGCAACAAGACCCCUGCUCUCCAGCAGUACGUUCCUUCGAUUUUCCAGCUUUUGAACAUGAUUGCCAGCGACAUGAACCGUAGCGAGGCUCUCAUGAGAGCAUCGAUGGGUGUCAUCGGUGACCUCGCCGAUGCCUACCCCAACGGCGAGCUCGUCGACGUCUUUCGCCAGGAGUGGCUCACCGCUCUCAUUAAGGAGACGAAGACCAACCGCGAGUUUCAGCCCAGGACGAUCGAGACGGCCCGCUGGGCGCGUGAGCAGGUCAAGCGUCAGCUUGGCGGCUCUGCGAACGUCAUGUCGCAGACUUGAGUGUCUCGACCAACCGACGCUGCUUUUCGGCUUGUUUGAUUAUCUACACCCACACCCAUUCCCCCAAGCCCAGCACAUAUCCUGGAGCAGCCGGCUUCAACUUGUCCAAGCCCGGCUCUGCGUCAAAACGAGGAGAGAGAACAGCCAAACACCCAACUCUUGCCACAACACAGUAUUGAAAAUGACACGGAGCCCUCUCGCGUGUAUAUAGACACCAACAACGCACCACCUCACCCCUCACUCCCAGGAUUAAUUUCACCAAAUACCCCUUGCAAGCACAUCACACCACAUCAUGACACUGCACCUGAUUUAACUUAUCCCCCCCCCCCCAAACCAACACAUCAACAACCCCUACCCCCUUUGGCUGUAUCUUCUGGACUGUUUUUUUUUCGCGCAAUGGACGGCUGGCUAGAGAGAGGAGGCGGGAGUUCUCAUUGGCAUGUACGCCUCGCAUAGAAAGCGCGGUGGCGACCCAAAAAUCAUGUAGAAGGAGUUUCCCCCAGAAGGAACCGGGAGUUUGCCAUUUUUAUCUUUCCGACGGGGAAAUGAGAACAAUGAGAGACGGGGAAACGAACAAUGUCAACACCAACUUCGGAGUCGGCCGCAUUCUUUCUUGGGAGAAGCGAACCCAGUCAAGUGAUUGGGGUCCAUCAGGAAAGGAGGAGUUGAACUCUCUCAACUGUGAGAGGUGUUUCUCUAGGCCAUACUUGAAUGCGAUUUCGUCGGGGUGUCUUUUCAUCGGAAUUGAUGCUUUCGCGCUGUGUGGAUGGGGCUGGAGAAGAGGAAGCGCCUUUGCGGAAUGGGCUGCUGAUUCGAAGAGUGUUGGUGGAUGCAGUUGACACGGAGAAAGAAAGAAACCAGCAGAGGAAGACAAAGGCGGCGCAUAGCAGGGUGCUUUGAUGGGACCAAGUGGUUUCUGUCUAGCACUUGCUCGAUAGUCACAGGAGAGAGAGCGUACAAUGAAUUUUGCCCCCUUCAUGCUGUGGACCUUUUGACCUUUUGGUGACCGUUCGCUGUGAGCAGAGAUGAGAGUGGU
Messenger RNA from Colletotrichum destructivum, 4370 nucleotides. Its product is annotated as Putative importin-beta domain, armadillo-like helical, importin beta family. The transcript is spliced from 6 exons. Gene Ontology annotation, cellular component: cytoplasm; nucleus. Gene Ontology annotation, biological process: protein import into nucleus. The coding region runs from base 704 to 3334 and encodes 876 amino acids. The record is from RefSeq and is a predicted model, not a curated record. Gene Ontology annotation, molecular function: nuclear import signal receptor activity; small GTPase binding. NCBI's taxonomy places the organism in Eukaryota, Fungi, Ascomycota, Sordariomycetes, Glomerellales, Glomerellaceae.